AUGGCUCAUCUUCUUGGAAGUAAAGCAUGUAUUGAUAGUUUACGUGUUGAUAUUGAUGAUUUACAAAAUGUUAUUCAUGAUAUUGUUGGAAAAACAGGUUCAAUUAAAUGUCAUUCAUGGAAAUUUCCGGAUAAAAUUGCGACAGAUAUCGAUAUGAAAGAACUUCUUCAACGAUAUCAAUAUGGAAAAAAUGAAGUUGAUAAUCAAGUUUCUCAUAUUGUUCUAUUUGAAAUUAUUAUUGAUCGACUUCUUCUUGUUUUACAUGGAUCAUGGCGUUAUUUACAUGAAAUUCAAACUAAUCUUUUACCGAAUUCCAUCGAUUUAGCAUCAACUGCUAAUCAACAAUCAAGUCUUAGUGUUGGUUUAGUUGUUAAAAAAUAUUGGAAUAAAUUAUUACAUUUAUCUACCGUGCUCCAACAGCACGAGAACGAACGCAAACGACCAAUUCAAAAUGGAAAUAAAACUGCUCCAUUACCACGUUCAAAAACAAAUUUAAAUACUGAAAAACGUUCACAAACAAAUGAAACAUCUCUCGGUCCAUGUCAGUCAUGUUUAAAACUUCAACAAUGUCUUCGUGAUCAUGGUGAUAGUUUAAUAAAUUUAUGUCAUACAUAUAAUUUACCAUCAUCACUUGCUCAACAUCGCUGUUCAACAACAGAAGUAUUAUCAUCAGAUGAUAUUAAUCAUUGGUCAGAUUGUCAAACAAAAGAUAUUGAUCGUUUAUCCAAACAUCUUCAAUAUUUAAAUAAUACAUUGAAUAAAACAAAAAGUGAUUUACAAUUAAAUGAAAAUCGUUGUAAAAAACAAGAUGAAACAAAUCAACGUUUACAACAAUUAAUAAAUGAUGAUAGACAAUCGAAAAAAGUUUUACAAGAAUUACAUGAUAAAAAAGUAAAUGAUUUAAAAAAAGAUUCAGAACAACAGGAACAAACACUUAGUGAACAAAUUAAAUCAUUAACAAAUCAAAAAAUUAAAAUUGAAGAACAAUUAAAAGAAGUUAAUAAUUUAUGUGCAUCUAGAGGAGAACAAAUUGAAAAACUAGAAUCAUCCAAAAAUGAAUUAAGAAGUCUUAUUCAAGACCGUUUUAAAUCUGAUGAUGUUAUUAAAACAUUGGAACAAGAUCGUAUACGCUUACAAACCGAACUUGAUUUAGUUAAACGUGAUCUUGAAGAACGUAAUCGUGAUUUACAAAAAGAACGAACACGUAUUGAAAAUAUGAUUCGACAAGAACAAAAUUAUCAAUCGAAACAAAAAGCACUUACGACAUCAUAUGAAGAAUUAACACAAGAAUGUGAAUUACUCAAAAAACAAGUCACUGAACUAGAAAUAUCUCGUGAUGAAGUUGAAAAGAAUCUUGAAACAGUUCAAAAACAAAAUCGAUCAUCUGCAGAUACACAUAAAGUUCAGUCACUUAUGGAAACUAAUAAUCAUUUAUUACAAGAAAUUAGUAUACUGAAAUCAAAUCUUGAACAAUUAGAUCAACAACUUCAACAAAUGGAAGAACGUGAACAAAUGUUAUUACAAUAUCCAGAUCUUAAUGGACCUAUCGAUCAUGGAUCAACAACAAAUAAUAUAGUAAUUGAUAUGCAAAAUCAAAUGCGUACAAAUGAAAUUCGUGUUGAUUUAUUACGAAAACAGAAUGAAUCAUUAAAAAGUUCAUUAGAAAAACUGUUAUCUAUGCACAGUAAUAAUAAUAAUACUCCAUCAUUGAUAACAGAAGAACGUUAUGAAGAAUUAAGAAGUCAAUCAAGACAAGAACAACCACAUCGAAAAUACUCAUAUGAAAAUGAAAUUGCCGCACCGAAAGCAAAGCCAACUCCAUUAUGGUUACUAAAUAAUGAACUUCCUGAACAACAACAAGCUUUUACAGAAACAAGAUCUGUUACAACUGCCACUUACAUUCCACGCUUUAGUGAAAAUGAUUAUGUAGCAAAUGGAUGGAUUAAAUCUGAUCCAGAUGUUAUUCUAAUACCACAACCGAAUGUCAAUAUUGAUAUUUCACCCAAAUCACAUGAUCGAUCAUGGACUACAAGUUCUACUCGUACUCAAACAACAGAUUUAAUUAUCACAUCAGAAUCACGUCCACCAACUGUUGCACAUUCUUCUCGAAGCUCCCAUAAUGGUCGAACAUCAACUAUUCCUCCAGCAUCCGAUUAUGAAAUGAUAAUUGGCAAAGGUCGAACAACAAAUCGUCCAACAUCUGCAACUAAAAAUCGUUUUUCUGCAAACGACAGCGCUCGUCGAGAUACUUCAUUACCCAAAAGUUCACGAACUACAGCACCUGCUACGACAAAAAGAUCUGCAACAAGUACUGCUAUACAUCAAUGUGCAACUUGUAAUAAAUCAUAUGAUGACAAACGAAAUUAUGAUAUACAUAAAUUAUAUUGUAGGACUUAA
Messenger RNA from Adineta steineri, 2397 nucleotides. Lineage: Eukaryota; Metazoa; Rotifera; Eurotatoria; Adinetida; Adinetidae. The record is from the annotation of a GenBank genome assembly.